Messenger RNA from Capronia epimyces CBS 606.96, 1185 nucleotides. RefSeq lists its product as uncharacterized. The transcript has 3 exons. Bases 1 to 1185 code for a protein of 394 amino acids. Lineage: Eukaryota; Fungi; Ascomycota; Eurotiomycetes; Chaetothyriales; Herpotrichiellaceae. The record is from RefSeq and is a predicted model, not a curated record.
AUGGCCACGGACGAUUGUGCCUAUUGUCCUGUCGAACAUCUCGGCUUGGGAGGACGUGGCGCGCACCUGGUGAUACCUUCAAUUCUCGCACCGAUCUUAUCAUGUCUGGUGGUGGCGAAUCGAGUCUACUGGCGCCUGAACUUGGUGGGUAGUCUCGGCCUUGACGAUCUAUCGACGAUAUUGGCAAUGACCUUCUUGUUUGCUCAAUGCGGUGCAUCCAUUGCCGCAGUCAACUUUGGAUAUGGUAGACCUGUGGACACCCUGAACCAGCACCAGGCCUCCCAGGCCCUGGAGAUCUUCUACAAGCUCACCAUCAAUUGCACCAAACUCUCCAUACUCUUCCUAUACCUCCGCAUCUUCACCGAUCGUAUGUGGUUUGUCCAAGCUUGUAGGGGAAUGAUCCUCUUCAUCCUCUGCGCCUGCCUAUGCUUCACUGCUGCUACAAUUUUUCAAUGCAGUCCCCUACAGCGGGCCUGGGAGCGUUGGAACUCCGAAGGCACCUGCGUCAACCUAUACGCUCUUUGGUAUAGCAACGCCAUCUACAACAUUCUGACGGACCUCAUCAUUGUCCUGAUGGUGCCGCCUGUGAUCUUCACCCUGAAGUUGCCAAUCCGCCAGAAGCUAGCGUUGACCUGCAUUUUCGGUCUAGGCACCAUCGUCUGCGUUGCCUCUAUUUCUCGAUUAACUACAUUAUACUCCUCGGCGUACGGGAGCGACCUGACGGCAGGAUCACUGGUCUCGACCAUCUGGACAACAGUCGAGGCUGGUCUCGGCGUAAUUUGCGCCAAUCUACCAAUGCUACGGACACCUCUUCAACGUUGUUUUCCCAGACUCUUCCCGAUCAGACCAAGCAACAGCCAUACUCCACACACCACCCAGUCUCAGCCAAGCGGUGUAUGCAGUGCUGGUCCUCCAGUGGCUCCGAGGAUCUAUGCUCCGCCAUAUGUUGCAACCCGAGGUACACACCCAGACCAGGCUCCUCAGCCUGCAGCUCCAUUUAGUCAGCGAGUCAACCAUAUAUCAACCGCAGCUCAAGAGACCUGGGGAGCCUCUCUCAUCAACAACACUAUUGACUACAGUGACGUCAACUACGAAGCUCAGGAUCUUCAUUUCUUUGAUAGAGCUGUUGAGUUAGACCCGAGCACUCAUGUGGACUGGUAUUCCAGUCCGCUCAAAGUCUGGUGA